Messenger RNA from Coffea arabica (coffee), 1750 nucleotides. RefSeq names its product protein RETICULATA-RELATED 4, chloroplastic. Lineage: Eukaryota; Viridiplantae; Streptophyta; Magnoliopsida; Gentianales; Rubiaceae. The record is from RefSeq and is a predicted model, not a curated record.
CCUCCCCCAUUCCCCUUCUUCUCGCCCCUUUUUCUCCUCCCUCAAAGUUCACGCCUUCCAUAGACAAGAAAAUUGCAUCAGGGAAUAAGUGAGUGAGAAAGAAAGAAAGAAAGCGCGAUCUACAACAAUGUCGAUCGCCGCCGCCAACGUCAUUCCACCAUCUUCUUCUUUCUCUCUCACUUAUUCGCUGCAUUCACCCUCCCGCCGCCUCUCCACCUCCGCCUUCUUUGUCCACUGCCACCACCAACACCGACUUACCACCAGCAUCACCUCCUCGGGCGCUGCAGCCCCCCGCCGCGGGGGCCAUUUUUGGCUCACGUGUUCUACCCCAAACUAUAACACCACCCACAGCGUCGAUUCGGCGCCGGAAAUCUUAGAUAACAGCUACGGUAAUAACGACAACAAUAACAAUAAUAGCUCCGGCAGCGGCGGAGGCGGUGGAGGAGAUCACAGUAACGGCGGCGGCGGUGGUGGGGAGAAUAGUAAUAAUAAUAAAAAGGAGGCCAUGAUGGUUCUGGCGGAGGCGGGGAGGUCGAUAGAGAGCUUGCCGAAGGAUUUGAAGGCGGCCAUUGAAGACGGGAGGAUACCUGGAUCCAUCAUUUUGAAAUAUUUUGAGCUGGAAAAAGUUCCUCUCUUCGCUUGGUUGAUGAAAUUCGGAGGAUUUAAGGAGCGGCUCUUAGCGGAUGAUCUCUUCUUAGCUAAGGUUAUCAUGGAAUGCGGCGUUGGCAUGUUCACUAAGACUGCUGCUGAAUAUGAGCGACGCAGGGAGAACUUCUUUAAGGAGCUGGAAAUUGUCUUUGCAGAUGUGGUGAUGGCAGUAAUUGCAGAUUUCAUGCUCGUCUACCUUCCUGCUCCGACUGUUUCUCUUCGAGCACCAAUUAGUGCUAAUGCAGGCCGUAUAGCUAAAUUCUUUUAUGGCUGCCCAGAUAAUGCAUUUCAGAUAGCUCUGGGUGGAACAUCAUAUUCCUUGCUACAGAGAUUUGGUGCAAUAGUGCGCAACGGGGCAAAACUAUUUGCAGUUGGCACCACAUCAUCUCUGGUUGGUACAGUUAUUACCAAUGCCUUGAUAAAUGCAAAGAAGGCUGUAUCCUCUGUGGAUGAGACUGAGAAUGUGCCAGUAUUAUCUACCAGUGUGGGCUAUGGUGUCUAUAUGGCAGUUUCUAGCAAUCUUCGAUAUCAAAUAUUGGCUGGUGUCAUUGAACAACGAAUUUUAGAGCCCUUACUGCACCAGCACAAGUUAUUUCUGAGUGCAAUCUGCUUCGCCGUCCGGACAGGGAACACCUUUUUGGGUUCACUACUGUGGGUUGAUUAUGCCCGUUGGAUAGGAGUUCAGAAGGCUCAAGAGUUAGAAGAAUAAGUCUUUCGUUCGUCUUUGAUAUGGAGCAAGAUGAUUGUCUGGUGCCUUCCAUUUUCCUUUGUUUUCCCCUGCUAUUUGGGAAGUGAUUCUUGAGGUGAUCAAUUUGGUUGACACUGCAAAGAAGUAGGCUGGUAGAUAUAUAUAAUUAAAUUGAAAAGUGGUUUCAAUUUUAGCAUAAUUAGUUUGAUCGACUGUUCACUCAUUUAUGGCCAGUUAGUUUCUCUACUCAUUUUAUCUUUUUGUUUUCAUGUUGGAUACAAUGUUUACUCUAUUAGGCUGCGUGGUUUUCAUAUUAAUGUAGUAUAUCGUCACACAGCAUUGGACAGGUAUGCUGAAACUAAAGAAGGAAAAGGUAGUUGCAUUCCGAAAUUGAGGUGGAUUAUUCAAGUUUUC